Molecule: messenger RNA, 1242 nt
Organism: Saxophila tyrrhenica
Lineage: Eukaryota; Fungi; Ascomycota; Dothideomycetes; Mycosphaerellales; Extremaceae
Exons: 3
Coding region: 1-1242 (413 amino acids)
Molecular function (GO): asparaginase activity
Source: RefSeq, a predicted model, not a curated record
AUGGCACAAGGACUAAAUGGAACGGACGGGAACGAUGAGGCUCAUGUCCUCUUGAUCAUCACCGGCGGCACCAUCUGCAUGCAAGACUCCCCCGACGGUCUUGUGCCUACCAGAGACUUCGCCCACAACUGCCUCAGACCGCAUCCAGACUUUAAUGAGGACAGUUCGGUAUGGGAGUCGACGGAAGUUCGAGACGAACACGGCGGUUCUGCCUUCGCAGAUACUCUUCGUGCUCCUCCUCGGACGCCUGCCCUUGGAAGCUACAAGUACAGCGUCUUCGAAUUUUCGGAUCUUAUCGACAGCUCUUCGAUCGAUGGUAGCCACUGGAGUCUCAUCAUGAGAUGUCUGACGUCCAAUUGGGACCAAUUCGAUGCGUUCGUUGUGCUCCACGGUACGGACACCCUGGCCUAUACUGCUUCAGCGCUCGCUUUCAUGCUUGGCCCUCUGGACAAGACUGUAUUGGUCACUGGCUCGCAACUAAGCAUGUACGCACCGCAUAGCGAUGCCCACGAUAACCUUCUGGACUCGAUGACGAUCGCUGCCUCCUACAAGGUCUCUGAGGUUUCCGUUGUCUUCCACCAUCACUUGUACCGUGCAACUCGCGUGACGAAGGUCAGCGCCUUCAGCGUGGCAGGCUUCACGACACCCAACGCAAAACCUUUGGCCAGCUUUCAGAGGCACAUUGGCAGACCUUGGAGUGUCUUUGUGCACUCGGACAGCAUACGACCUGCCGACAGGUCCAGAAUCGCUCACUCAAAGUACGCUUCGAUCCGAUCAGACAGCGGGCCGACCAAGCUGGACACCAGUCGCGUAGCAGUCUUGAAGGUUUACCCAGGUAUUAGCAUCGGCCUCAUCAGCAGCAUCGUCCAGAUACCCAACCUCGGUGGCCUCGUUCUGGAAACGUUCGGCGCUGGCAAUAUUCCUCUCAGCAACGGCAGUAAAGGGCUCCUCGAAAUCCUGGCGGAUGCUGUGGAGAGAGGUUUGGUGAUUGUCUCGGUCACGCAAUGUCUGACCGGUAGUGUUACGACAGCCUACGAGUCGGCUCGAAGGAUGGAGCGGAAAGGCAUCGUCACCGGGCUUGAUAUGACCACAGAGGCUGCCUACACCAAGCUCGUCUAUUUGCUGUCUCGAGAGAGCCUUGGCCCGCAAGACGUCGCGAACAAGAUGCGGGAGGAUCUGCAAGGCGAGCUGACGGCUGACUUUAGGGAGGAGCAGAGGAUGAAGGAUAUGAUUCAGGAGUAG